Molecule: messenger RNA, 17958 nt
Organism: Cyclopterus lumpus (lumpfish)
Lineage: Eukaryota; Metazoa; Chordata; Actinopteri; Perciformes; Cyclopteridae
Gene: kmt2a
Product: lysine (K)-specific methyltransferase 2A
Exons: 34
Coding region: 55-13668 (4537 amino acids)
Biological process (GO): positive regulation of DNA-templated transcription
Cellular component (GO): nucleus; histone methyltransferase complex
Molecular function (GO): protein binding; histone H3K4 methyltransferase activity; DNA binding
Source: RefSeq, a predicted model, not a curated record
GUUCCGCCCACCGAGGUAUCUCUGAUCGCAGGGCAGACAGGCAGAGAGUGUAAAAUGGCGCACAGCUGUCGGUGGCGGUUCCCCGCUCGGCCCGGAGGGAGCUGCAACUCCGGUACCGGGAGGAGAGCGGGCCGAAUUAGGGUUACUGCCUCUCUGCGGAGUGUCUCGGGAGCCCACCCUAACGCAGCUGGGCUCGGACCCGGUUUUGAUGCUGCACUACAGGUCUCGUCGGUUAUCGGGAGCAACCUGCAGAAAUUUCGGGAUGUUUUGGGGGAAUCGAGUGACUCGAGCAGCGAGGAGGAAGAAGCGUUUGGAGGCUUUGGACCGGUGGCUGAGCAAAAAAGUAUACAGAGCCCUUCAACAACCCCUUUAGCAGGCCUACCCAUACAGGAGAAGAAGCCUAGAGGCCGUCCCCCACGGGCCCUGACUGCCCAGAAAGCUGCUGCUUGUCUACCUUGCCCCUCUUCCCUUCCCUCCCCUACACAGGUGAAACCUGAGGGCCCUGAAAGGCCAGCUGAGAAGGUGAAAAGGCUGCCUGGGAGGCCACCUGGCACCGGGGAGAAGAGAAGAGGUCGACCCCCAUCUUCAAGUAGCAAGAAAGCUUGGAGUACAGGCAGCCAUGCAGCAGGGGAGGAUAGUAGGCAGACUGGGUCUGAGUUGGGCAUGGAAACAGAAGAGGACAAGGACAAAAAGGGCGCCAAGAGGACACCACUGGGCUGUGCCCAACCACAUGACACGGAGGCAAAGCUUCCCAAAGGUGGGCGGGGUGAAUCCAAAGUUACCAACCUGAAGAGGCUGAGAGCAACUAAACUCGCUCCUCUCAAGUCGCGGCUCAAGACAUUGCCUGGCGUACCAAGACGCAGACGCGGGCGACCGCCCUCAGCUGAGCGUCUCAAAGCUGAGGCGGCAGCUGCUGCGGCACAGCUGUCUGCCUCCAUUGAAUGUGUGGAAGGAAAACAUAACGCCUUUAGGGUCAGAGGGGGCGAUAGAGGCACAGAACCACACACUCCUCAGCAGCCUAUGCUGAGGGAUGUGGAUGGUACUGAGUACCAGGUUUCUUCCGAUCUACCUGCCUCCCCGUCACCCUCCAAGCUGGGCCGGACAGUGGGCCUCAGAAAAAGCCCUCGCCAUAGAAAGCCUGUCCGGAUUGUCCCCUCUACUAAACGCACUGAUGCAACCAUCGCUAAACAGCUGCUGCAGCGCGCUAAGAAAGGAGCGCAGAAGCGACUGGAGAAAGAAGCUGUAGCCAUUGGGGGAAGUGGGACAGGAACCAUUGACUCUGGUAUUAGGAAGACACAAGUGAAAAACAUCAGGCAGUUCAUCAUGCCUGUGGUCAGUACUGUCUCCCUUCGCAUUAUCAAAACCCCCAAGCGCUUCAUUGAAGAUGAGGGCAACUUUGGAACCCAGCCACCCCAUAUGAAGAUAGCACGGUUAGAACCAACCCCCUCAUCUAUCUCAACAUCUGCCCAACCCACCUCCACCUCCACCAUCUCCUCUUCCCCCUCUCCUGUACUGGUCUCCUCUACACCUGCUGUUACUAGCACUGGUACCGCGGUUCAGAUUGACUCCCUCCCCCCUCCUCCACCUCCUGCCCCUCUCCCCACUGUUCCAUCAACAGCUGCCAGUAUGCUCAACAACAACAACACCAACAACGCCGCCAAUGGACGAUUUAGCAGUAGCGCAGCGUCUUGCGGCUCAAGUGCUGUGUCGCAGCAUUCCUCCCAGCUCUCCUCUGCAGAGUCUUCCAGGUCCAGCAGCCCCAGCUUGGAUGACUCAUCAUGCGACUCCCAGGCUUCUGAGGCCACACAUGCUUUGUCAGAGCCAGAGGAUCACUCUCCGUCCUCGCAGGGAGAGAGGGAAGCCAACCUGUUACACAGCUCACGGCCACCCUCUCCUCCCUCUGAGCCAGAGCCAGAGCAUGUGUUGGCGGAGAGGAGUCGGCGAGGACGGCGAGGACAGGGGGUCGGCCGGGGGAAUCCGAGCCAGAGGGUGAGAGAAACUCUCACCACUGGGGCUAAAAAACCUAUCAUCAGCCCACCAACAGGAGUUAUUAUGUCUUCCUCUACACUUGUAAAUUCCCAGCAUGCUUCAUCCACAGCCUCCUCCUCUUCUUCACCUCCCCCUCCCCCUCUCCUCACACCUCCACAGCCUCCCCAGUCAGCUUCCUCCAAUACAGCUGCUAUCAGUGAACACCACUCGCAGUCACCUUGGAUAACUCACCCCAUCCCUCCAUUCCUGUCUGGACCGUCAGUGUUGUCCAGCUUGUCAGACAAACGAAGCCGCUCAAUUCUGAGAGAGCCCACUUUCCGCUGGACGUCCCUGUCCCACCCUGAACAGCAGUACUUUUCCUCAGCUAAAUAUGCCAAGGAGGGCCUCAUUCGCAAGCCCGUAUUUGACAACUUUCGUCCUCCCCCUCUUACAGCUGAAGAUGUGGGGCUGUUGCCCCACGGUGUUAGUGGAGCAGGGGGAGCUGCUCCCGUGGUGUUUCCUGCACCAGGCAGCGGAGCAGGAACAGGGACUCGUCUAUUUUCCCCUCUUCACCCACACUCCCACCACCAACAUCCCUCUUCAUCCCGCUUUGAUGCACCACACCAGAAGCGCAGCCCGUUGCUCCGUGCUCCACGAUUUACACCCAGCGAGGCCCACUCACGUAUAUUUGAGUCUGUUACCUUGCAUUCAUCUUCUGGAAGCAGCCCUGGCUCUCUCUCCCCGCACCAGACCUCAUCUAGCUCCAACAGAACCUCGCGGCGCAGGAGACGACUGGUCUUGGGUAUACUUCGUGGCCAUCCACGGUCUCCUUCCCACUCAAUGACCAGACGCAGCAGCCAAAUAGGAGGUCCGAUGUUGAUGGGCAAAGGCUCCUCUGAGAUGUCUGCGUUGACAGGCUCUGUUCCCUGUAGUAAUCCCAGCUCUUUGCCAGGGGUUUCUGCAAGUCCACUAGCCACUAGUGCCUUAACUCCUCCUUUCAGCACCUUCUCCACCGUAUCCAUGGGUCUGGCCCCACAAGGGACACCUGAUAGCAGGAGAGCGGCUGCUGGAAACCCACCUCCUUUGUCAACGACAUCAGCCACUUCUGGGACACUUUUUCCACACUUUCCUUCCAGUGCCCAGGACACAGGGCGAGGAGCUGGGAAAGGAGGUAAAGAAAAAACCUUGUCAGCUCCCCAGGAACCUGCUCAAAAGGAAAAAGAAAGGGAUUCUGAGAAAAACCGCGAGAAAGAGAAGGAAAAUAAGAGGGAAGGGAGGAAGGAUUUGGAGAAAAGAAGUAAGGUUUCUACACCAGAUGACUCCCCCAAUGCACCUUCCAGCUUGUUUACUGUGGAUGGGAGGGACUCUGAAGAUGCUCUUCUGUCUAUUGCUCCAAAAAAGGUUCCAGGGAGAAAAAAAUCAACAUCAGUUGAAACAAUUUCUGACACUGCUUCCUCAGAGGUACGUGGAGCCCAUUCCACUGUUCCCUUAUCUAUUGCUAAAGGACGUCUAUCUAAGAAAAACAGACCCUCCGAGAAAGGGGCAGAGAUUGAUGAUGGGGAAAAGGAGAAAGAGAAACAAAGUGCUCCUAGCCAGCAGACCACAAGCCUUCCAGGGCAGCCCGGCAGACAACAGCUCCCUGUCUCCUCUCUUGGAUCAAUGUUGGCACAAGCAGAGAAGCAGCCUGUGACUGACAAGCGGGUAGUUGGACUACUGAAGAAGGCCAAAGCUCAGCUCUUUGAGAUAAAAAAGAGUAAACUAAAGCCUGCAGAGCAGACGAAAGGCCAGGGUCAAGAGAGUGACUCGUCAGAGGCUUCAGUCCGUGGUCCACGCAUCAAGCAUGUAUGUCGUCGUGCAGCUGUGGCUCUUGGCCGUAAUCGGGCUGUGUUCCCCGACGACAUGCCCACACUUAGUGCCUUGCCCUGGGAGGAGAGAGAGAAGAUCCUAUCUUCCAUGGGGAAUGAUGAUAAGUCAUCAGUAGCAGGCUCCGAGGAGGCAGAGCCUCAGUCGCCUCCCUCAAAGCCACGGGAGACACGGCAAAAGGCUGUACAAGAAGCUCCUCCCAAGAAGGGGCGUCGGUCGCGACGCUGUAGCCAAUGCCCAGGCUGCCAAGUUCCAGAAGAUUGUGGUGUCUGUACCAACUGUCUCGACAAGCCUAAAUUUGGAGGAAGAAACAUUAAAAAGCAAUGCUGCAAGAUGAGGAAGUGUCAGAACUUGCAGUGGAUGCCCUCAAAGAUGUUUCUUCAGAAGCAAGGCAAAUGCAAGAAAGACAAGAAAAAGAACAAGUUGUCUGAGAAGAAGGAGGGUUUCAUUCUGGUAAAAGGACUGGUCUCAGAGUCCGGCCCUAAACCCCCUUCUGCACCACUAAAGGAGGAGCCUGUCCGCAAAAAGAGCGAAACUCCUGAGCUAAAGUUGGGAGAGGAGAAGUCAAGACUGCAGCCGCUGUCAAAGCAAUCUUCUCCAGCCCUCGCAUCUUCCCCUGCCUCAGUCGAACCCCUACAUGCGCCCAGCACAGCCCAGGCUCACUCUCCAGCUCUCACACCAGAUGCCAAACCGCUCUCAGUCACGAGCAGUGUCACCAGCAAGAAGGGACACAAACCACAGCACUCUGUACCAACCUCUUCCUCUUCGUCCUCGUCAUCCUCCUCUUCCACUUCCUCAUCUUCUUCAUCCUCAUCAUCUUCCUCUCCGUCAUCUUCAGCCCAAAAUUCCCCCUCUCAGUCUACGCAAUCUCAUCAACCGUCACACCAGCAGCAUCGACCUCUUACCAGUCAGGCACCUUCAAAAAAAGAUGCUUCACCCAAGAUUUCUCUGAGCGAGCCCAAGAAGAAGCCCCUGCAGCAAUCGUCACAACAGCAGAGCUCAACUACAACUGUUUCAGAUAUAGUUGAAUCAAAACAGUUGAAGAAGCCAACUUCUCGCUCUAUUCCUUCAUCUCCUAAACAGAGACCUAAAGACAAAAAGCCGCUGACCACUAAACCCCCCAGCAGCAGUACUUUAAACUGGCUAAGCACUCCCUCGACUAGGGGCCAGGCGAAGUCCAGAGCGCCCUGCGACGGAGUGCAUCGUAUCAGAGUGGAUUUCAAGAGGGACCUGGAUGUGGAGAAGGUUUGGGAGGCUGGCGGCCUCAGCCUGCUCACCUCUGUGCCUGUCACGCCCCGGGUGCUCUGCUUCUUAUGUGCAAGCAGUGGAAAUGUUGAGUUUGUCUUCUGCCAGGUGUGCUGUGAACCGUUCCAUCUCUUUUGCCUGGGGGAGUCAGAGCGCCCUCUCCAGGAGCAGUUUGAGAACUGGUGUUGUCGACGAUGCAGGUUCUGCCAGGCCUGUGGGCGCCAGCACCAGAAAACUAAACAGCAGCUGCUUGAGUGCGAUAAGUGCCGUAACAGCUAUCACCCGGAGUGCCUGGGGCCCAACCACCCUACUAGACCCACCAAGAAGAAGAGAGUCUGGGUUUGCACCAAAUGUGUGCGUUGUAAAAGUUGUGGAGCCACUAAACCUGGAAAGUCCUGGGAUGCCCAGUGGUCUCAUGACUUCUCCAUGUGUCAUGACUGUGCCAAACUCUUUGCUAAAGGAAACUUCUGCCCACUGUGUGACAAGUGCUACGAUGAUGAUGACUAUGACAGCAAGAUGAUGGAGUGUGGCCGUUGCAACCAUUGGGUCCAUGCCAAGUGUGAGAAUCUGACAGAUGAAAUGUACGAGCUGCUAUCAAAGCUACCAGAGAGCGUUGCCUACACGUGUACCAAAUGCACCGAACGCCAUCCGGCCGAGUGGAGGACGGCGUUAGAAAGAGAGCUUCAGGGAUGCGUUCGACAUGUCCUCACUGCACUGCUCAACUCACGCACAUCCUCACACCUGUUACGCUACAAACAGGCGGUUAAGCCUCCGCAGCUGAACCCAGAGACAGAGGAAAGUCUUCCAUCUCGUCGUUCCCCGGAGGGUCCAGAUCCUCCAGUCCUGACAGAAGUUACCUCUGCACCUCCCAGUGACUCCCCUCCAGAUCUUGAGUCUGUUGACAAAAAGAUGGAUCACGGUCGCUACAAUUCAGUGCUGGAGUUCAGUGAUGACAUCACGCGAAUCAUUCAGACGGCCAUCAAUAGUGAUGGUGGCCAGCCUGAAAGCAGGAAAGCCAACAGCAUGGUCAAGUCUUUCUUUAUUCGGCAAAUGGACCGAAUCUUCCCCUGGUUCAAAGUGAAAGAGUCCAGGCUUUGGGAAAGGCAAAAAGUCUCUGCCAACAGUGGACUUCUCCCGAAUGCUGUGCUGCCUCCGUCUCUGGACCACAACUAUGCCCAGUGGCAGGAGAGGCAGGAGCUUUCCCGCGCUGAGCUCCCCCACCUCAUGAAAAAGAUCAUCCCAGCUCCUCAGCCCAAGACCCCUGGUGAACCAGAUUCUCCAGCCUCCCCUCCUCCACUUCCUCCAUCUCUACCCCCACCACCCCCACUCCUUCCUGAUCGUGACGACAGCCCAGAGCUCCCUCCUCCGCCGGGCAUAUGUGAUAACAGGAAAUGUGUUCUGUGUCUGAAGUACGGAGACGAGAACACUAAUGAGGGUGGCAGGCUAUUGUACAUCGGUCAGAACGAGUGGACCCAUGUGAACUGCGCUCUGUGGUCUGCUGAAGUGUUUGAAGACGACGACGGCUCUCUGAAGAAUGUUCACAUGGCUGUUCUCAGGGGAAAACAGCUGCGCUGUGAGAAGUGUCAGAAGCCAGGGGCCACAGUUGGCUGCUGCCUCACUUCUUGCACCAGCAACUACCAUUUCAUGUGCGCACGCCAGUGCCACUGUGUCUUCCUCGAGGACAAGAAAGUCUAUUGUCCAAAGCACAGGGACCUCAUCAAGGGAGAAGUGGUGUCUGGGUUUGAGGUGACUCGGAGGAUCCUCGUGGACCUGGAGGGCAUUCGUCUCAGGAGGAAGUGGCUGGCAGGACUGGAGCCUGAAAAUGUCCACAUGAUGAUAGGCUCCAUGACCAUCGAAUGUUUGGGGAUACUGACUGAACUCUCAGACUGCAAGCGCAAACUUUUCCCUGUAGGAUACCAGUGUUCAAGGGUGUACUGGAGUACGUUGGAUGCUCGAAAGCGCUGUGUAUACACCUGUAGGAUCCUGGUUUGUCACCCUCUUGUGGUAGAGUCUGACCUGAAAAACAUGAUGGCUCCUGAGGAGAAUCGCACGAUAGCACACAGCCCACCUUCCAUAGCAGAUUUUCCAGAUCCAUUUGAAUCCCCAAGGCGCUCUGACACCCUUUCUCCUGCAAAUACACCCAAGUUAAGGGUUUACACCCGGAACCGACACCCCAGCUACCCUCCUUGUCAGCGCUUACUAGGCCCCAGGCCCAUGCCCUCUCCAGGAGGUACAUCUCAGCCCCAAAGCCAUGAGAUUGUGACAGUAGGAGACUCCCUGGUGAACCCCGGCAUGCGGAAUAUUGACUCACGUCGCCACAGCUCCCCUUCUCUCUCUCCUCCUCCCCACCAGCUGAACAGACUGAGAGUGUUCACUUCCCCACCUCAGGUUCUGUCACGACCUCUUACCUCACCCCCUCCCCUUAUCCCCUCCCCUGCCAGAGACCCCGAAAAGUCCAAACACCUCAGCAAAGAAUCAGCAAAAUGUCCAGUCCAGAGAGAUGAUGAAAAAGGUAGACUGUUCUCUACAGAUAGAAAUAGACAUCAACCCAACAAAGAUCAAGGGUUGAGAGAUGCAGACAAAGGGAGGGUGUCAAGUCAGGACCAAGCUCCUAAGGAUUCUGACAAGAAUAGAUUAUCCAGAGAACUUGGGCAAAAAGAGUCUGACAAGAAUGAAAUAUCAGCCAAAGAGCCAGAAAAGAGGAGACCGUUAAGUAAAGACUCGGGUCUGAAAGAAUCUGAGAGGAGACAACCACCCAGUAGAGAUUCAGAAAAGGGGAGACAACUAAACAAAGACUCUGAGAAGGGGAGACAGACAAGCAGAGAUUCAAGCAAUAGUGUAAAAGAUAAAAACAAAUCAUCCUCUAAAAACCCCAACUAUAAGGACAUUGAAAAAGCUAGGUCUCUAAGUAGAGAUGCAGGGCUAAGGGACUCUGAGAAGCAGAGACAACACUGCAGGGAAACCAGGGAAACUGGAAAAGACUUAGGCCAAGGUAAAGACAGACUGUCUAGCAGAGACUCUGACAAGGGUAGACCUCCCUCCAGAGAUUCCGGUUGUAGAAGCACAGAGAAAAACAAAGACUGUGGCUCAGGGAAAGAUAAUAACCCUGGCAUUCAGUCCAAACAGACUGGCGGUGAGAGUAAGAGCCCCAGACUGGCACCUGCAGGCUCAGGCCAGCCCUCCCCUCCUGUGGGCACGGCUGUUCUUGCUGGUCAGCAGAGAGUUGGCAGCACCAAGCAGACCGACAAGCAAGGGAAACACGGAGGCAAAGACCAGGAUGUUUCUUCAAGUUUGUUGCCUCGUCACCGGGCCACCCCAACCUCUAACAUCACCCAGUCUAAGGACAAGCCCAGCUCAGGGAAGGAGAGUAGUAGUGGCACUGGAAAUGUAAUGCCAGCUUCACCCCAUAAGGACUCGGUGGUUGGGAAAUCUGGCUCCCCACAGCCUUCAUUUCAGAAAUCCACUUCACGGAAAUUGAAUGAUUACUCAUCAGGUCCAGCCACAGCAGCAGCUAUGAAGCCUGUGUGGCCAUCAAGGUCACCAGCAGAAGAUGACAUUGUCAAGCGAGGCUCCAUGAACUUGGCCUCUACAGCUGCAGCCUCAGCUGCAGCCUCAGCUGCCAAAGAGAAACACCCCAAAGUUAAGAUGGCAGGCAGCAGAGAGUUGUCCAAAGACCGGGAAAGAGAAAAGACUCUCCAAAACAGCAAUAGCAGCAACAAAAUCCCCCUUCUCAACAAUAAUACUAAAGCUACUGGCAGCGCCAACACGCAUGCUGCAAGCCCCAGCUCUCACAACAGCACAAAUAGCAAAGCUCCAGUGCUUGGUAACAGCACCAAAACCCACGGGAAGGCUCAGGGGGAAAAGCUUGAGAACCAGGGAGGGGACAGGUCAGUCUCAAAGAGCAGAGAAAAUUACUCCUGUCCUGAGAGGAAGAACAGCUCCAGCUUGGACAACUUACAGCACCUGCAACCGGGUGGUUUAGCUCCAGAGAAAGGAGUGAAGAUCGCUACCCAGUCUCACACAAAACCAACAACCAACCAGCUGCCAUUGUCCACUAGAGAGAAGAAGAGACCAGUCAAACCCCCUACUGUAACUCCACUAAAGACUGAUAUCAAGACUGACCCUAACGGGACCAGCACUGUUGGUUCCUGUCCCAUGACUACUACCUCCACUGCCUCUCCUGCCGGCCAGGGGACCCGUCGCUCUGCUCGCUCUGCUCUCUUCUCCUCACCGUCUGCCAGCAGCAGUGACAGUUCUGAAUCUGACACUCAGACUCAGAUGGAGGAGGAGGAUUUGCGCAAGGAACACUCACUGAGCGAGCUCCGAGACCACCACAGCCUCCUCACUCAAGGCACAGAGGACGAGGGUGAUGGCCCCGAAGAUGACCACGACAGAGGCAUGGAUGAUAAACAUCACGAGGAUGACAGUGACGGGUCGGGGUCAGCGAAGCGGCGCUACCCUCGGCGCAGUGCUCGUGCACGCUCCAACAUGUUUUUUGGACUCACGCCUUUUUAUGGAGUUCGCUCGUACGGCGAAGAAGACCUUCCUUUCUACGGCAGCGGUGAUGGAGCUGGCGCCGUGGUUAAGAGGAGGACCGGUGGCCGCAAGAAGUCAGCUGAGGGGCAGGUGGAUGGAGCAGAUGAUAUGAGCACCUCUUCUUCAUCAGGGGACAGUGGAGAGGAUGAUGACAGCGCAAUGAAACAGAGGAGUAAAGACCCCUACUACUACAACUUCACUCGAACAAUAAUAAACCCUGGUGAAGCCCUACCAUCUAUAGAAGGGAUAGACCGGUGUCUGGGACGGGGAUCCCAGCUUCAGCGCUUUCUAAAAGACGAGGAGCAGCAACAACAAAGGGCACAAGGAAAGGCUGAAGAGGACAUGUUGAGUGCUCUGACCUUAGGCAAGCAGCGUAUUGGCCAGCUCGACGGUGUUGAUGAUGGAUCAGAGAGUGAUACCAGCAUCUGCACCACCAGCACAACCACCACUACAGCCACCUCUUCUUCCACACCACAUAAAAGUACACCUAAGAGAAGGGGCAGAGAAAGACACCCUGAAAAACCGGACUCCCAUGACUCGAGCAAGGAGGCUGAAAACAGCGGUGGAGCUGUAAGUGGUAACACGCGGGAAGGUAGAAAGAACCAGAAAGAAAACUGUCUUCCUCUUGGAGGCGGGGUCAAGAGCCAGCCGCAGAGUCAGGGUCAGGAUCCUCUCGAGGCCCAACUGUCCCUCAGCACAGACCUGCUUAAAUCAGACUCUGACAACAACAACAGUGAUGACUGUGGUAAUAUUUUGCCAUCUGAUAUCAUGGAGUUUGUCCUCAACACACCUUCCAUGUCAAUGCAGGCUCUGGGUCAGCAGUCUGAGCCGUCCUCCUCAGAGCUGCUCCUGGAUGACGGCUAUGUUGGAGUCGAUGUCAACCGGCCGAAAGACAUCCUGUUUGAUGACUUUUCCCAGCAGCUGCCCAGUGCUGAGAGUGGAGCUGUAGUGGAGAGUAGUGUGAAUAGCUCCAUAUCUGUAGAGGAGCCAUAUCUUCCUUUGGAGCUGCCAUCUGAUCUCUCUGUCCUGACCACACGCAGCCCCUCUGUCAACACCAGUCAGAACCACACUGCUGUGAGUCUUAUCUCGGAUACAUCGGACCGCACCAUGCUGGGCUUAGCUCCUGACCCAGAGAUGAUCCGUGGAGAAAAGAAUGGGGACAAGAAAAGAGCAGGGCCAGGUGUGUCCCCAUCGCAGAAUCACCAUGAUGCUACAACUUUGGGAAACAGGGACGCACAGGUCACAGAGGGUCACAUGACCCCUGAGCAGUUUAUUCCCAGCCCUGCCAUUGGACAGGUGGUUGAACCUCCAGGUAACCAGGGUGUUCCCAGGAGUUCUGGUACCCCUGGUUUGCCAAAUUCACCCUCCCUGCCUCUUCAGGUUCAGAAGUACAUCCCGGCACCAGCUGCAGCUGCAGGCAGCCCCAGUACAGUUCCUGGCCCAGGACCAUCUCAGACCCAGGUUUCUAGCCCAGCAGUCAUCAAACCAGCCCCGGACAAGCUCAUUGUGGUCAAUCAACAGUUCCAGCCUCUCUAUGUUCUCCAGACCGUCCCUAAUGGUGUUGCCCAAAACAUUAGUGCUGGAGUGAUGGACAGCUCUUCAGCAGUGCUGAGCUCUAUGACACUUACCACAGGGCUGAAUACUACUUUAUCCACAGCCCAGUCAAUAUUUCCUGCUGGUGGAAAAGUCAUGGGCACCAUGGCUCACCCCUCCCAGAUUCACUCCUUUAAAGGAACCACACAUACGGGUUUCCAGACGGGACUCCCCAGCACCACCUCAGGGCUUCUUAUUGGGUUGCCCCACGACCAGCCCCAGAUUUUGGUCUCGGAGGCUGGUCGGCCGCGUGAGCUGGGUCCAGGUGUUGCCAUAGUGUCCUGUCCUUCCUCCCAGACUGUACUCGCGUCUGCUCACGGCAAGAAGAGGCCCAUCUCUCGUCUUCAACCAAGAAAAAGCAAAAAGCUGGCCCGCACCCGUCGCCAGCCUACUCUGGCCCCGUCUGAAGUGGGCCCUUCCAACAUGACGCUCAUCAACCUGUCUUCCCCUCAGAUUACUGCUAGCAUCCCUGGCCAACCUGGUGGCCUGGUUGAGUUAAGCAGCCUCUCCACAUCUCAGCGCAAGGUCCCAAAUAUUAUUAAGAGACCAAAAUCGGGUAGGGUUAUGUACUUGGACCCCACUACUCUUCUUCAGCAGAGGAUUCCCGGUAUUGCCCAGCCUGGUAUCCUGGGCCAUGAUUCCUCUACUCACCUUAUACCUUGCACAGUCUCUGGUCUCAACCCCAGUCAGUCAGUGCUAAAUGUUGUGUCUGUGCCCACUAGUGGUGCUACUGGCCUUCUUGCACCAGGAUCAGUGUCCCUCUCCACCCCUCUCCUCGGCUCUACUGAGAUCACAGGGCCAAUUGGCAACCUCCUGUUCAAAGCAAGUCCACAUGGCUUGGGCCUUCAAUCAGCAGGAGCUCCACUGAUAUCACACCUCAGCUCAUCUGUCCAGACAUCUAUUGCCAGCAGCAUCUGCAUCCUACCCUCCCAACAGACUAUCAGCAUGGCAGUCAACCAGCACGGAGAGACCGAAAUUAGUAAUAUCCACUUACAGCACCAAUCUCAACAUGGUAACAGAGCUCCGAGUGUGGACUCCAGUCCAAACACCACUGUAACUUUAGCCACCUCGCUAAGCUCUGCCAAGAGACGUGUUGUUGGAGUGUUCACCCAAACACAAACCUCUACACACUCCCAUAGCAGUAGAACAACUCCCAUCUCCAGAUCUUCAGAACAAAGGCCACCUAACUCGACCACUUUAGGAGCAGAAAAGGGCAAACCAAAAUCAAAGAGGAGCAGGCAGAGUCCAGACAUAACCACGGUGAAAAAGCUCAAGGCUUCUCAGGCAGAGGAGCAUCAAAGCAACCCUGCAGGACGGCAUCACUCAAAGCCAAGUUCCAAAGAGCUGAGCUCCCCUGAACCCAUGGAUACAGGCAAGCCUGCAGACAAGGCAACCAACAAGAGUGUGCUUGGUAAAAAGAAGACAUCUGAUAGUCCUGUGUUACCGGGGAAAGACAAACCAUCUGCAGCUGGCGGAGCAGGGUCACUUACUGUGCCUUCACCACCCGGCCAAGAUGGCAACAGCAGGGAUACCGGCCUAGAUAGCAAACCCAAGAAGGGCAUCAUUUUUGAAAUCUGCAGUGAGGACGGCUUCCACAUCCGCUGUGAGAGUAUCGAAGAGGCUUGGAAAUCCCUGACUGAUAAGGUGCAAGAAGCUCGCUCCAAUGCACGACUCAAAGAGCUCUCUUUUGAAGGUGUGAAUGGAUUGAGGAUGCUGGGAGUCGUCCACGAGGCAGUGGUCUUCCUGCUCGAGCAGCUUUACGGCUCCAGACACUGCCGGAGUUAUCGUUUCCGCUUCCAUAAACCAGAGGAAACCGAUGAACCUCCCAUCAACCCCCACGGGUCGGUUCGUGCAGAGAUCCACCACAGGAGGUCUGUAUUUGACAUGUUCAAUUUCCUGGCCUCAAAACACCGCCAGCCUCCCGAGUACAGGCCGCAAGAAGACGAUGAUGACGAAGGGCAGCUCAGGACUGCCAGACGUGCCUCCAUGGAGCUACCACUGGCUGUGAGAUUCAAACAGCUCAAGGCCACCUCUAAGGAAACGGUUGGAGUCUACAGGUCUCCCAUUCAUGGCCGAGGUCUGUUCUGCAAGAAAACCAUUGAUGCAGGGGAGAUGGUCAUUGAAUACUCUGGAAAUGUCAUUCGGUCUGUGCUCACUGACAAACGGGAGAAAUAUUACGAUGGAAAGGGGAUUGGCUGCUACAUGUUUCGCAUCGAUGACUAUGAGGUGGUAGAUGCCACGGUGCACGGCAACGCCGCCCGCUUCAUCAACCACUCCUGUGAGCCCAACUGCUACUCUCGGGUCAUCACUGUGGAUGGCCAGAAGCACAUUGUCAUCUUGGCUUCUCGGCGCAUUUACUGUGGGGAGGAGCUAACCUACGACUACAAGUUCCCUAUUGAGGAUGCCAGCAACAAGCUGCCCUGCAACUGCGGUGCAAAGAAGUGUCGCAAGUCCCUCAACUGAUAUCUGAACAAUUUAAAGAGGACUGCUAGUCUGUUGAUCAGCAGUGCCACGACGUUCUGAGGUCCUCCCUACUGGGGGUUUGCCGUGGCACUGGCUUUAAUGUCCAAUUCCUGGGUCCACGUACGACCACCGCUGCCCACAGGGCACCAGCUCUGUCAGUGUUACUGCUGCUGGUGUUGGCAGAACACAGCAGAGGCAGCGGUCGUACUGUACAUAAAGGAAGGGACAUUUUGGAGGAGGGGCCACUUGUAGAAAUUCAAACAUAUUGUGCCUCCUUUUGUCUCACGGGCAUUUGGCAUGGGAAGCUUCGCCUUCAGAGGUGAGUUAUGAAACGAUUUGAGCCUUCACAGCAUUGCAAUAUAACAAUAACUUUAAUUUACAUUUGGAUAAUACAGUUAUCCCUUCAUCAUUUUUUACAUUGGCCAAUCCUCCUCCAUCUUCUAGAAGUAUGUUAUGGUCCACUAAUGCUGAGAUGUAAACUUAGAAGAACAAAAAUUCAAGAACUUGGUUCCAUUUUACACCAAAGUGCAAUUUGUUGAAGGGACUUGGAACAGUAAUUUUAAUAGAAAGACAAAUUAGAAACUUGUUAGUAUUUCUGUUUUUUGUUUAUUUUUAUAAACUCAGUGUCAGCUAUAAUUGAUGCACAUCUCCCUGUCUGAAUGUGCCCUGAUGCCUCCAGAGCCGUUGUGAUUUACUGAACCUUUCCCCAUUGUGCGUGUGCACAUUAACACUGUAAGUAGGAGCUGCUUGUGAAUAAGCAGCCUGAGAAGAGCUGUACAUGUGGAGACACUAGGGGGAGCAGUGGCCACAGAAAGGAAGAGAGAAUAAAGAGACACAGGGGGAGAAAUGUAAAUUUGUCUAAAAAGGAAAAGGUUAUUUUUGUCCGUUCGUGUAAAGGGUGAUAUCUGAGGUCGAUACUAUCCGUUGUACUUAAAUUGUCUUUAAGUCUGACAGCUUGGUAGCUAUGUAGACAUGUUAUUGAUGGGAUUAAGCCUCUGGCCUGACAGAGCGAGGCAGCUAGAGAUUCUGGUGGACUGACAGCCAAGGGACUGGAGAACCCUACUGAUGUGCUUUAGUAGACAUAUUUAUAAUUGAUUUUUGGAGCUGUGAUCCAGAUAAAGCUGUGGAUCUUACAGAAACAUGCAGACAUGUGCAUGUUGUUAUUAUCAACAUUUAUUUUGGUAAUUAUAUAACCUCAGACUUUUGAAUCACGUUCCAAAUUACAGCAGCAGAGAGAACCAAACAUCAUGCCCUUGAAUUGAAUUAUUACACAGCUUGUUUUCUUCUUGGCCUGUUGUGAUAACCGUUACUUUGGAAAAUGUUUUUUUAUUUGUAUUAAGUCUUUUUUAGUCUUGUCUGUUAUCUUUUUUAUUAUGGACAAGGAAAUAUCAUGCUUGCUUUUAAAAAAACAAAUGUAAAUAAUGUAUAUUUUUCUACAAAAAAAGACUUACAAAGCACUCACUAGUGAAUAGCACUUAAUGAUGGUAUUUAUAUUUUUUAAAAAUUGUAUUUAUUUUAUUGCCAUUUUUGUAGGAAAUAGAGGUUUACAAACACUAAUGCUUGGUCUAUGUUUUGUAUUCCGCUGCCUUUUCAAAGUUGUUUUUUGUUUUUAUUUUUGUUUCUAUUUUUUUUUAAUUUGUAGCCUGAAUGUUUUCUUUGAUUCCAAAGACUGACACUGGUCUGUGGCUUGGUCCGUUGAGUUCAGUCCACCAGUUGCUCUUUUAUCUAUCCCGGGCUGUUGCGUCGGAGCUGACGUUAUUUUUUAUUGUUCCAGUUCUAGCUGGCAGUAUAUGGCAGUCGUGAACUAUUAUUAUGCACUUGAGAGAGUUACGAUUGUUGAUCCCGAGCAGAUAUCUCCUCUCUCCAGCCUUAUUGUCUCCACACCACAUCACACCGAGAAUCAAGUCCACUUACAGGCUGCUGCUACCAGGCAGUCUUAUCAAAAUGAGUCGUUUUGUUCUCGUCACUAAUCAACCGCGGGUCGACAGGCUCACUGCCAAGUGGCACGCGCGUGAGUUCCUUCAAACAGUUUAUCCCUCUGCAGACUAAAAACAAAGAGGUGCCUUUAUUUUAAUGCUACCAACAAGCAUUCAUCAUCAUACCCUGUCGAGCCAAUCCGUUUAUUCUGUUAAUCCUGGUGACCACCCAUCUGUGCUCACCGGCAUUUAGAAAUCACUUUUUAUUCUCUCAUUCACUGUCCUUGUGGUUUGCCUUAGUUGUAAAUGAGCAUGCCUCUUCUCUCUCACGAGCCUUUGUGUCCUGGAUGGAAUAUUUGAUGAGAAGGUUUAGAAUGACUGGUUUCACUAUGCGACUGAAGUCAAACGUUGUGUCCCUUUUUUAAUUAAGUUAUUGUUGCUGACUUCGUUAUCACCUAAAGGCCGUUGGCAGUUACCUGCUUCUUGUUGUGAGCUGAAAGAAAAAUAUGACCCACACAUGAUUUGCACUUUAGCUGUGACACAGGCACUGAUUAGACAUAUGAAAAAACGUUCUCCAGACAGACAACACAGCUCCAACGCUGAAACCACAAGCACAGAUGGUCACUGAGAAUACCCUGAGUUUGUGCAUCAGGCCCCGACACAAGAACUGAGUUUGGUCAUCUCGGAUUGGUCUUGAUGACUCCUGAAAGAGACGUUUGAGGCUCUAGCCAAGUGCACUUGACUCUUUUCUCCUGCAACAAAGUGAAGGCAGGGACCACGCCAGCAGCCCUCUCCUUCCUGAAGGUGCAGCGUGUCCAAACCCCGGCUGUGCUUUUCCUGACUGGCUGGCCAGCCUCGUGGUGGUUCAGCUGCACCUACAUUGGGCUCGCUGAGUUCAGCUGCUACGAUCAACAAUGAAUGUAUAUUGCUUCACGCCACCGGUCGUGUUGAUACUUUGUCAGCUACAUUUGUUUUCAGUUCUUGUGUCAACAACCUGCUAGAGAUAUGAACAAUAUGUAGAUGUGACCUCAAACUGGGCGGCAGCAGCAGUUUUCAUUUCAGCACUGGGAAUAAUACUGAAGUGUGAACAGCAGUGGCAUUUCUAUCUGCAGGACAACACGUUCUUACUGGGUUAGCUCUCCACUUCCCGCUUGCAUCGGUGAUGACAUGUUUACCGAUGCCAAGGGCUCUGGCUCCGGCUCUCGCUUCUCGAGAUCCACUUCUGAAUUUUCAGUGAACAAUAAGUCAUUUAUUUCACUGUCAAGCGGCAUAUAUACAAAAAGGAAAUGGUCUCUGUUGUUUCUUUGGACUUCAUUUUACCACGCCACACCAGUGGCCCUUCUCCGUCAUUAUCUGUAAUUAUAGUAUAAAUACAUAACAAUAUUAUACGGAAACAUGCAUAGCAAUUUCUUGUACUUUAGUACCUAUACAAUAUAUGGAAUGGACAGACAAACUUAGUUACAGUAGCAAAACAGCAAAUUUAUAACAGUUAAUAGCAAUGUUUCAAUGUACUCUAUAAUGGUUUUGUGUUACAGUAUCAGAUGAAACUAACGUGCAUCAUUCUUUUGUAUAUUGAUAUCCAGUACCAAUUUUUGCUGUGCCUGUGAGCGCUCCUUCAUCAAUGAGGAGUGCUGCAGUUUUGCUUUUCAAAUUUCUUUCUGGAAAGGAACGUUUUUAUGUGAUGAGAACUGUAACUGUAUUAAUGUGGUUGUGAACUCCUUGAGGUCCGCCAUUUUGUUUCUCCCUCACCCCGCCCCCUGGUUGUUGUAGUGAAUGUUUUGGUUUUUUUCUUUCUAUGUUUUAACAGGGACUUUUUAGAUGGCUUACUUGAUAUACAUUAAGAGUUUGGUCUGUGGAGACUGUCCAGGAGUUCUAAAGAUCUCACCAAAAUGGUUUCCAUUUUUGAAAAUCUUUCAUGUCUCCCUGACGACCUCUCUCACCUCCAAAGCUUUUGUUGUACUUAUCAUGUACUGGUUUUUUUUUAAUAGAAAGUCAUAAUGCUGAGAUGAUGCUGGUGUUGAAAACAUUUUAUUUAUUUAUUUUGUGCAACAUCCACCCUGAAUUGUUCUUUUACAAGUCAAGGUUUGGGAGACGUCCGACAAGUACGUAACAUUUGUAAUUUUCAAAUCGUUUCUUGUGUAUAGAAGUUAUCAGCCGAGGAUGGAAUGUGGUGUCAGAGGGAGCGGAGGGAUGGACAUGCAAAAAAGAGGGCUCAUGGAUUAUGAACAGGCUUGUUUCUUAUGCCUUGAAUAUACCUUUGUCUUAUCAAUAUUCCUCCUGCUCUCUGUAAUAAUGGUAUUCAUGAGUUCAACAGUCAUAUUUUAUCCCGUUUUAACAGUGUUCUUUCAAUACUCAUCAACAAAAUGAAGGAAAA